This is a messenger RNA of Lachancea nothofagi CBS 11611, 2166 nucleotides long. The record is from the annotation of a GenBank genome assembly. Lineage: Eukaryota; Fungi; Ascomycota; Saccharomycetes; Saccharomycetales; Saccharomycetaceae.
AUGGCUAAUUCGCUAAAUAUGGGUACCGAUUCAAUUAUGUCGGUAGAAGAAUGGCUGACAGUUGGUAGGCUGGAUGCUUCUUUAGCCCUUUUGACUACCAAAAAUCAUCAUGUUAUUGAGUUUCCUACAAUGCUGCUGCCGGACAACAUAAAAGCCGGAUCUAUCGUCAAGAUUCAGGUUUCUGAGGAUCAGGAUCUGGAGAAAAAGGAGUUUGAGCAGUUUCAAUUACUUCAGAAUGAUAUUCUAGAGAAGUAUGGGACUCAUAGGCCACAAAAUCCGGUGUUGAACAUUAUCAAUGUAACACAAACCAGUGGUGUUUUAGGUUGGGAUGCUCUGGAACUGGGAUCGGCUCAGUUGAAAUCCCUUGUACUCUACAAAGAUGGUGUGCGCUCUUUGAUGAUACCCAACCCUUUCAAGACGACAGCCACUAAAAUUUCGGGGCUUUCUGUCGACUGCGAAUACAGUUUCCAACUUAGAUUGAGUACGACAUCCGGAGACCUUUGGUCUGAUAAGGUCGUUCUUCACACGCAUAAGAUGACUGACAUGUCAGGCAUCACAGCUUGUCUAGGAACUCUCGAUGGUGUACAAGGUGUCACUAAACUUCACAUUCAGACUAGCUUGAAUAAUAUUGGAGCUAAACCUCUACAAUCGCACGUUACAAUUGACACUACGCACUUUAUAUCUAACGACACAGACAGUGACGAUCCUGAGUUGCAAAAGGCUCAGCAGAGUAAUAUACCCGUUGUGAGGCCGGAGUGGGUUAGGGCCUGUGAACUUGAAAGAAGAAUCGUUGGGGUUCGUGGCUUCUAUUUGGAUGCAGAUACCGUUAAUUUAGAAAGUUACAAAUUCUCAAAAUUAUCAGCUGAAGAGGGACAGCCAGGCAUGAGCACUCAAAAUAAAGAGCUUCCAAUACCUUCUCAGGAUCGUGGUACUCCUGCGUCUGAAGACGUAGCACAUGCCGGUGUUUCACAACAAUCUACAGGUAUUUCAAAUGCGUCAUUAAAGAGUGAAGCUGAACCGGAAGUAAAUGGUCGUUCACAAUCUGCUGAGCUUGACCUUGAAGCCUCAGAAUCAGUAGAUCCGACAACAAACUCUGAUGUAGAAGAUCAGGCCGAGAAAACACUAUCAGAAAACGAGCCUGUAAGUGUGGAAGAAAGAAGCGGUCAAACUUUGGCCAAAAACAAGGAAGGUCUAGAAUCUAAUGUUUCGUUAGAAGAACCUGAGGCCACCAAUGAUGUGAUAGAGGAACCUAAGGGCCUAAAUAUUGAGGACAUCAAAACUGAGGCUCCAUCGGAUCAGACGAACGGAUUGUCUCUAACUCGUGAGACCUUCGAGCAAAAUUCUGAGCCUCCAAAAAUUUCGAUAGAAUCUAACGGCAACGAAAUCACCGAGGCCAACGAAAAUCUCGAACAGGAGAGGCUAAGUGAAGACCUUGAAACGCCCGACUCGCCAAAAAUGACCGAAAAAUCUGAGCCCACUGAGCACGGCAAGUCCGUGGAGGUGUCUGAGCUUACGAUGCCCUCAGAAACUCUCCAACUUUCGGAAUCUGAUCGAGGUUUAGAACCCACCCUGCCUGUAGGCUCUGUACAAUCCUUGAUGCCUGAAGAAAUGUCAAAGACAGCUGAUCAUGUAAACCAAAGUCAAGAUCUCGAUGAAUAUUCACUACCUGUCGAGCGAGAUGUGCUCGUCGGGGACACAUUGCCAUCCCAACAUACCGACCCAGAAGCUUUUCCAAAGUCUGCCGAAGUCACAAAGCCUUCUGGGGAGGAGGUGAUUUUAGAGAACGGGGAAUACUUUGAGCAAAACAUGCACACCCAAUCGACUGGUCCAAUCGAAGAUGAAAUAUCAGAAGCACUACCAAAUUCCUCCGAAACCCAAGCACCUCUUGAAGACGAUAUUGUCAAUGAUGUACCUUCUUCCAAUGGACAAGUGGAGCCCGUGGCAUCUUCUGAGAACGACGCUGGCACUGUUCAUGCCGAGCCCUCCGAUGGCCCAAAUAAUGCCGAAUUAUCUCAUCUAGAACCUGAUACGGAUGAAUUGACGGGUACUGAAAACACACCGGAAGCUGCCGACUCCACGGUUCCUGAGACCACAAAUGGUAACCAAUCGUCUUCCUCCUCCAAAAAGAAGAAGAACAAAAAGAACAAGAAAAAGGGCAAGAAGUAG